CCGAGACGACGUUGAUAUCGUCGUUGCCGUCGUUUUGGAGUCUGAUGCGCACAUGUUGGUCGGAUCGAGGUGGUCGUCUCGAUGGGCGAACUUCAGCACUGAAGACGGUGCUUGGUCCAGCGGCAAGAAGACGUACCAACGAGGCCGCUGUUAUGGCGGCGGCGCUUGUCUCAUGCAGUACUCGCAUGACAAGGCUAUUGGAGAAGCGCUGGCAGCUCUGAUUGCUUUGUGGCGGCGUCUGGCGAAGCGUCUGACGUUCUUGAAGGCGCUGCAGAGGAGCGCGCUGCUGCUACUGUCGAAUCCUGAUGUGCCCAUGAUCGUAGGACGGAGACGAGGCCCCUCAGAAGCCAUUGGUGCAUAGGCUCUUUCACAACCAGCGUCUGUGCUGACUGGUACUGCAGCCGCGGUGCUUCACCUCUCUUGGGAAAGAGGGUACAGCUGCGACAAGCUCGAUUGUCGACCUGGCGCAAGGAUCACCGUUGAGGAAGACCUGUCAGCCACGGAACUCACGCUGUAGGCCGUCUCUUUGCGGGUCUGUGGUGUUGGCGGUCGACGCUCA
Messenger RNA from Sphaerulina musiva SO2202, 559 nucleotides. RefSeq lists its product as uncharacterized. The coding region runs from base 53 to 361 and encodes 102 amino acids. The record is from RefSeq and is a predicted model, not a curated record. The transcript has a single exon. NCBI's taxonomy places the organism in Eukaryota, Fungi, Ascomycota, Dothideomycetes, Mycosphaerellales, Mycosphaerellaceae.